This is a messenger RNA of Dinoponera quadriceps, 981 nucleotides long. Its product is annotated as sodium/potassium-transporting ATPase subunit beta-2-like. Gene Ontology annotation, cellular component: sodium:potassium-exchanging ATPase complex. Gene Ontology annotation, molecular function: ATPase activator activity. Gene Ontology annotation, biological process: sodium ion export across plasma membrane; intracellular sodium ion homeostasis; potassium ion import across plasma membrane. Bases 1 to 981 code for a protein of 326 amino acids. The transcript has 7 exons. The record is from RefSeq and is a predicted model, not a curated record. Lineage: Eukaryota; Metazoa; Arthropoda; Insecta; Hymenoptera; Formicidae.
AUGAGUGUGCGCGGCAAGCAAGUGCAGAACGGUACCUAUGAGUUCGAUUAUAUGCGAGUACCCGAUACCAGGACGCGCUGGGAGGUACUACGCGACGGUAUCUACAAUUCUCAGGAGGGAACGUACUGCGGCCAUCCGCCGAAAAAAUGGGGUUACACUCUGAUCUUCUACACUUGCUUCUUCGCCGGACUGGCGAUACUCUUCAGUAUUUGCAUGAAAGGUAUGCUCGCUACGUUGAGCUACCAGAAGCCGAAGUGGACCUUAAAAGAUAGCCUGAUCGGUACCAAUCCAGGUUUGGGGUUCCGGCCGAUCUCAGACAACGCCGACGAGAGAUCGCUCGUGUGGUACAACGCAUCGAACGCGAGCGAGGUGCAGAAAUGGACGCGACUCUUGGAUCAGUUUUUGGAACAAUACAUCGAUCCGACGCGCUUGCCGGACGGCGGCAGAAACCAGCAGAUCUGCAACUACACCAUGCCGGCGAAGAAGGGCAACGUGUGCGCGGUAGACGUGAACAAUUGGGGACCGUGUUCGCCGAGUCGACAAUACGGCUUCAACAAUUCAGCGCCUUGUAUCUUCAUCAAGCUCAACAGGAUAUAUGGAUGGAUACCUGAUUACUACAACGACACCGAGAACUUGCCGAGUGAAAUGCCGGAGACGCUCGUCCAGUACAUAAAGUCAGUCAACACUUCAUGGCUGAAUACGGUAUGGGUGUCCUGCAAGGGGGAAAAUCCUCAUGACAAUGAGAACAUUGGCGAACUGAACUAUUAUCCGAAAGGAUCCCAUGGAUUUCCGGGAUUCUACUACCCGUACGAGAACCUUCCCGGAUAUCUGAGUCCGGUGGUCGCCGUUCAUUUCCUUCGGCCGGAAAGAAACCUCAUCAUCAACGUGGAAUGCCGGGCAUGGGCGAAGAACAUCAAAUAUAGCUCAUACAGAUCCGAAAAGAAGGGUGCGGUACACUUCGAGUUGAUGGUCGACGAGUGA